CAAUGUUCGGCUUGGCUGAAACUUUUACCAAACAAAGUGAAUUAAUUAACCUAACUGGUGUUUAUAAAAAUGAAUUGGAGACAAUUAAAUUGCUGCAUAUACUGCCCGCUGACAGGAACACAUAUUUCAAUAAACUGACCCAACAAUUACUGGGGAAUUUAGAGCAACCGACGGAUAAACAAAUUUGCGCUGAACGUUCGCGCUUUUUGAGGGAGGAAGGAAACCGCGUGUAUAAAUCAAAAUCAGCUAAAAAUGUUGCAAAUUCAGUGGAAUGUCUGCUUGCCGCCUGUCGCCUCUACACACAGGCCAUUCUGGCAGCAGAAAAUGCCUAUGAUGAACUCAGUUUGGGAUAUGCGAAUCGUGGAAUGGCGCUCCAGGAUUUCGGAUACUUUGAGCAAGCUUACGAUGACUGUGCUGCAGCCCUGGACUCCGGAUAUCCGCAGAAGCUGCAGCACAAACUAAUCAUGCGACAGGCACAUUGCGCCUGGAAAAUGGGCGAUGCUAGGAAGCUGGAAGAGCAUUUGUCGAGCUUGAGGGGAUUGGAGCUGAAUCAAAGCUAUCGCCAGCAAUUGGAGCAGUUAAAACAACAGCUUAAACUUAUGGAGAAUACUCAAAGACUAGAGGAGCUGAAAUCACAGCAGCAAGAGCCCAGGAAAACUCACGAAAUCAUAAGGGAGAAUGGAAGCAGAGGACGCCACAUGCUCGCCAAGGAGCUGAUUCCCAAAGGAGAUCAGAUAUUCAAGGAGCAGGCUAAAUGCUUUGUUCCCAUUGAGCAGCGACUCAUCUGCCAGAGAUGUGCAUCCGUUUUGAUGUGUGCUCCGAUUCCAUGUCCCGAUUGUCACCAGCGUGUCGUCUACUGUUCCCGCCGUUGUCGCCAGUUGCAUGCCACAAUCCACAGUUAUGAAUGUGCCGCAUAUCGUUGUGAUCUUCUGAAGAUGUUGGGGGUUUCUCACCUGGCACUGCGUCUGCUGCUUACGUAUUUGCCACAGUUGCUGUCACAGCUGCAUGGUUGCAAGAAUGCCACAGAAAUCUGGCAAUCUCUCAUGUCGCUAACUGGACACGAUUACCAUGAAACUGCUCCUCAAUCUGUGCAGAGUUUAAACAUGAUUUCACACCUGGACAAAGCGUCUCCGGAAGAACUUGUUUACCACACACUCUGCGCCAAUUUGUUGCAAGUUUAUCUACACAAAUGCACAAAUUUCUAUGAUGUGUUAAAGACUGGUUCUAAUAAGAACAUCUCCAGUGAGGAUUGGCAUCUGGUAAUUGCUGCUCUGAUCCUGCGCUUUGCUGGACAACUGCUCGUCAAUGGUCACGUGGCCGACGCCAUCAUUCCCAUCUCUCUGCCCUCCAAUGAGUUUGCCUUGUUGCAGCCUUCCCUCUGGCAAAGUCCGCAUCACUUGAGAUUAGGCUUUCUGCACAAGUUAUCACAAUCAGCCUUAAUUACGGCCAUCAAUUUGCCGUAUCUGAGUCUAUGUAAUCACGCCUGCUCGCCUUCAAUCCGCACCAGAUUCGAUGGCUGCACCGUGAGCAACUUUGCUGCAGAGGAAAUUAAAUCUGGCGAGGAGAUCUUCAAUUGUUAUACACUGGACUGCAGGAACUCGUUGUCUUUCCAGCGCCAGGCACAACUGCAAGACGUCUACAAGUUUAAUUGUUGCUGCAACAAGUGUCAACGUGAAAAACAAGAUCAGGAUUAUUUUAAAUUUCAUCGUUAUCGUUGUGAGAGAUCCGAAUGCCAAGAGAUCUUUGUACCUCAUUCUCUUCCCAAUCAGGAGAAUUGCAGCUGGUGGCUGCAACCUGAUGAUAAUGUCAACAUUUCUUGUUCCAUCUGCGGCAAGACACAGCUGUUCACAUGGUAUGAUGACUUUCUGCAGCUUCUGGAACAUUGUCAAGAACCAAAGUUACGUCGUCAACUUUACAAGGCUUUUGAUAAUUUAAAUAAUUGGCUGCUGGAUUAUCACAGUCUUAAGUUGAGUCUGGCUAAGGAACUAAUUGAGGCUUGCUUUGCUGCCAAGGAAGAAGGUGUCCACUUGAAUGACUUUGAUUAUGGCCAAUUGUCGUCGAUUAUCGAAUUCCAGCUGGCUGGCAUUGCAGCACAAAGUGGCAACAACUCCCUUGAAUACAUCUCCAAGUUGACCUACUUGUUGGAUCUCAUUGCUUGGAAGAAACACAAAUGCCAUGCCCAGGAUUUAAAAUCUAUGCGUUCUACAUUUGAAUACCUUUCAGAAGAAACAAGACGGAUAUUUGUCAACUAUUACAACGAUUUUAUUGAGCAAUAAACUAACAAUCAGGGAUCUUAA
Drosophila innubila is the source of this 2297-nucleotide messenger RNA. It is a transcript of the gene Smyd4-1, whose product is annotated as SET and MYND domain-containing protein 4. Gene Ontology annotation, molecular function: protein binding. The transcript has 5 exons. The record is from RefSeq and is a predicted model, not a curated record. The coding region runs from base 3 to 2276 and encodes 757 amino acids. Lineage: Eukaryota; Metazoa; Arthropoda; Insecta; Diptera; Drosophilidae.